AAAUAAUUUUUUAUAACAAUUAUAAAAAUGUAUAUAUCUUUAAUACAUCAAACCAAAUGUUAUAUAAAAAAUAAUAUUUGCAUAACUAAUACCAACACUACUAAUACUUACAUUAAUAAUACAAGCAUUAUUAAUAUACCUUAUUUUACAUUAUUUUUAUACAUUCUACCAAACUAGCCACAAACUUAAAUGCUUUGUUAAGGACAAAUAUCUUUAUAUAAGUUGGUGGUGGUUUCAGUGUUGCUAUUAUUUUAUUUUAAAAUUUAAAGAAGGCUCAUAAAAGCAGCAGCCGUUACUUAUUAACACACUCACCAGUCACCACUCUCACCUUUUUCUAGUCUUUCCUUCUUUUGCUUCUUAACUCUUUAGCUCCUUCCUUUUCCGAUGAUGGAACCCCUCCUUACACCUAUAGCAGCAUUGCUUGUUGCAUGCCUCUUUAGCUCUAUUAUUAUGGUGUCUUCUCUUGGCAUCAACUAUGGUCAAAUUGCCAACAAUCUUCCUUUACCGGAAAAUGUGGUACCUUUAGUUAAAUCCAUUGGAGCUACAAGAAUCAAGCUCUAUGAUGCUGACCCACAUGUACUCAAAGCCUUUGCUAACACUGGCGUUGAGUUCAUCGUCAGUCUCGGCAAUGAGUACCUUGCCAACAUGAAAGAUCCUUCCAAAGCUCAAUCCUGGGUUAAAACCAAUGUUCAAGCUUACUUACCUGCCACCAAAAUCACCUGCAUCGCUGUUGGUAAUGAAGUUCUUACUUUUAACGAUACCACCCUCACCGACAACCUCCUCCCUGCUAUGCAGAGUGUUCACACAGCUCUUGUUAAUCUCAAACUGGACAAGCUAGUCACUGUUACUACCGCACAUUCUCUUGCUAUUCUGCAAACUUCAUAUCCACCUUCUGCAGGAGUUUUCCGUCGGGAUCUAGUCACCUGUGUUACCCAGAUCGUGGACUUCCAUUGCAAAACUGGGUCGCCUUUUCUGAUUAAUGCUUAUCCUUACUUUGCUUACAAGGGUAAUCCGAAGCAGGUGUCCCUUGAUUUCGUGCUAUUUCAGCCUAACUCAGGUAUCGUUGAUCCGGAGUCCAAUCUCCGCUACGACAACAUGCUUUUUGCUCAGAUCGAUGCUGUUCACUCUGCUUUAGCUUCAAUCGGCUACAAAAACGUCUGCGUACAGAUAUCGGAGACGGGAUGGCCGUCUAAGGGAGACGCUGAUGAGGCCGGAGCUACACCGGAGAAUGCUAGGAAGUACAACUGUAAUCUGAUGAAGCUUAUUAGUCAGAAAAAGGGUACACCGAUGAAGCCUAACUCCGAUUUGAACAUAUACGUGUUUGCCUUGUUCAAUGAGAACCUCAAGCCUGGUCCUAGCUCGGAGCGAAACUAUGGACUCUUCAAGCCCGAUGGAUCUCAGGCUUACCCAUUAGGAGUACCGGCUAUCAGUGCCGUCAGUAAUAAUAGCAGCUCCGGUGGUUCUGGAUCUGGCACGGGUACUACACCAUCAGCUUCAUUGCCGCCAGCAAGCUCCUCCUCCGGCUAUCUAGCCAUUACUUCUGAUUCGGGGAGAAGUCUCUGUCGCUGCAAGUCCUUGCUUCUCUGCCUAGUGGCUUUUAUUUCACUGGCACUCCAUCUUCAAUGUUGAGCAUUGGACUACGGAUAUAUCACUGGACUAUGGAUGAUAUUUCGACGAAAGAAAGGGUGUAGUAAACAUCAGUGACCCAACUAGUACAACUUUGUAGUAGCUAUCAGACUCGGUGGUGUUUGUAUUCUUUGAUUAUUUUUUGACUCCUUCGAUCAGAUUGUAGCCUGCCAAUUUGCCUAUGGCACUACAUUUACGUAACAUGAUAGCCAGUGUCAUAAUUGCCAUUCUAUCCGCUGUCAAAUCUUAUUUUCAAGGCUGUCACUUCGUAUUUGAGUUUAA
Messenger RNA from Capsicum annuum, 1908 nucleotides. Its product is annotated as glucan endo-1,3-beta-glucosidase 11. Gene Ontology annotation, molecular function: hydrolase activity, hydrolyzing O-glycosyl compounds. Bases 385 to 1629 code for a protein of 414 amino acids. The transcript is spliced from 2 exons. NCBI's taxonomy places the organism in Eukaryota, Viridiplantae, Streptophyta, Magnoliopsida, Solanales, Solanaceae. The record is from RefSeq and is a predicted model, not a curated record. Gene Ontology annotation, cellular component: plasma membrane. Gene Ontology annotation, biological process: carbohydrate metabolic process.